Messenger RNA from Gryllus bimaculatus (two-spotted cricket), 1094 nucleotides. The record is from the annotation of a GenBank genome assembly. Lineage: Eukaryota; Metazoa; Arthropoda; Insecta; Orthoptera; Gryllidae.
CUAAAUUGACAAACAUAUUCUUCGCUGAAACAACACAUUGAUGAAUAUUUAAAAUGAAAUUACAGUUGUUUAUUUCAGAGGUCUUGUCCAAAUUCUAAGUAGGAAAAAUAUUAAAACUGAUAAGUUGGUACAUGAAGAAGAAGGAUUCAUAAGUACAACAUUCGACAAAAAGUGCCCUCCCGGAUACAAAGAAUCAAAAGAAGGGUAUUGUCAAGAUAUAAAUGAAUGUGCGGAUAAGAAAAUAAGGGUGUGCCAUUUCACCCAGACGUGUAUAAAUCUAAUUGGGUCGUACGAAUGCAAAUGUCCUUCAGGGUUUGAACCAUCCGUCACAGGAGAGUGCACAGAUGUGAAUGAAUGCAUAGACCGUACCAUUUGCUCUGACUAUUGUGAGAAUGUAUUUGGAAGCUUCAAGUGCUUUUGUCCUCCCGGUAUGGCCAAUUUUGACUCAAAAACUGUGUGUUCGAAGCUACCAGGUGUUUACCAUGCAUGCCCUCCGAAUUAUGUUGAAAAGGAUGGAAUAUGUAAAGAGGAAGAUCUUUGCAAAGAUGGAACACUCUGCAAGGAAGAUGAGACAUGUAUUAGACUGAGUAUCAAAUACACAUGUCUGCGAACAAUUUGUCCGGUUGGGUAUCGAAAAGUGAAAAAGAGAUGUGUAAAAGAUUGCAGUAAACAAAUAUGCGAAUCUGGAGCCAAAUAUUCAGAAAGUCAAGAACAAAUACACGUAAAAAUUGAAGGACCGAUUGCGUUCAGCAGAAAGCUUUACUAUCUAACCACUGAUCGAUCAAAUACUACAUACUAUAGAAUAAAAGAAAACGAAGCAGGGAAGCCAUUUAAAGUUAAGUUGGAGGAUGGCUUUGCAAAAUUAUAUGCAGUCGCAAAUUUACCACCACGAGGUCCUGUACCAUACAGAGUUAUUGUCGUGGCAUCUACAUACGACAAAACAGACUCCACAAUUUUGUACAUUAAUGAAUAUAUUGUGAAUGUUUAUGUAGUAGAUUGAUGUUAAGUUAAUUUUAUAUGAAACAAUUGAUUUUUCAAUAAACAUAAUUAAUAAUGCAUAUAUUAUUUUCAGUGACGUAGCGUGACAAAAUCAA